Molecule: messenger RNA, 3152 nt
Organism: Lytechinus pictus (painted urchin)
Lineage: Eukaryota; Metazoa; Echinodermata; Echinoidea; Temnopleuroida; Toxopneustidae
Product: peroxisome assembly protein 12-A-like
Exons: 10
Coding region: 427-1491 (354 amino acids)
Biological process (GO): protein monoubiquitination; protein import into peroxisome matrix
Cellular component (GO): peroxisomal importomer complex; peroxisomal membrane
Molecular function (GO): zinc ion binding; protein binding; ubiquitin-protein transferase activity
Source: RefSeq, a predicted model, not a curated record
CCCCACGAAGCCGGGCCACGAUUUAUGCCAGCAGUGAUUCACACAAAUUUAUAAACUACUAGUAAGUUACAAAUAUUCGGAGUCAGACUCAGAUGGCCGAUAUGGAUGCUGGCAUAUGAUAUGGCUUCUAAGUUCUAGGGAGAAACCAACUAACAUAAUUGUAAAUAUAUGGGACUACAAACGAAACUUUUGCUGGAUAAAAACAGGAUAUGUCGCUGCUUGCUUACCCUUGCUGAGUUCUGAUGGUUUCAGCUCCAAGAUAUCAGAAGUAGAACUAAAUCCCGCAUUGUUCAGCUUCAGUCUGAAGGAUGGAGGUAUAGGAAAGCUAUUUAUGUCACGCUGCAUCGUGAGGAAACUUUGGCUACCUGGAGAAGAAACUGAGAUACUGCUAUUCUGCAAUCUGAUGUGUGCAAAUUCUAAAUCACAAUGGCAGAGUUCGGAGCUCAUCUUACUUCAGCAACCACUGACAAUCGACCAUCAUUCUUUGAGGUUCUUGCCCAAGAGAGCCUAAUGGUUACUUUGAGACCUGCUCUGUCCUACUUCUUAAAGGUACUUGCUGAGAAUCACCCUGCUCAGUUUGGAAGACUACAUCGAUGGUCUGAUGAAGUAUACUCCACCCUUGAUCUUAUACUACAGCAUCACUUUCUCACCAACACUAGUGCAUCCUUUGCAGAAAAUUUUUACAGCCUGAAGCGAGUUCCCCUCAGUUCAACCUCUGUUACCUCUACAAUAUCACAAGGUCUCCCAAAGAAAGAACAUUUGCUGUCAUUAGCACUGCUUGUUGUAAUUCCAUAUAUUAAGCUGAAACUUGAUGCCAAAUUUCAUAAGUGGACUGAUGAAUCUCUGGAUGCGAGCGAUAGAGGGCGGCAAAGCAUUAAGAGAUAUAAGAAAAUCUUUCUUGCUGUGUAUCCAUAUCUACAUCUUUCUUGGGAAUCAUCUAUUCUAGUGUAUCAACUCCGAUAUCUGUUCAGACAGUCACAUGUCCAUUCUCCAUUCCUUAAACUUGCAGGGGUGAAAUUACAAUACUUAUCCAGGGAAGAUAUGUUGUUAUCAAGUGACUCCAGUGAUGCAAUUUUAUCUGCAGAUCUAAGUUUGAAAUCAAGACUGCUGUACUACAUGAAGAGACUGGUAGGGGGAGUUGCUAUUGCUAUCUCAAAUGGUUUAUCUGUGGGUGUCUUCUUUCUUCAGUUUCUUGAAUGGUGGUACAUGAGUGAAGAUCACCAGUCUGCCUUAGCUGCUACUUCAUUGCCAAUUCCAGAACCUCCUAAGGAGCGUGAACCAGAAUACUGUCAGAUUCUCCUACCAAGGGAUGUGACACUCUGCCCUCUUUGUCAGAAGAAAAGAACAAAUGAUACUACUUUAUUAACAUCAGGCUAUGUAUUCUGCUACCCUUGUAUCUACACUUACAUCAAGAAACACCAGCGCUGUCCAGUGACCCGCUACCCUUCAGAACUCUGUCAUCUCAUCAAACUAUACCCUCCUGAUAGUUGAGACUAGAUUUUCCAUAGUCAAGAAACACCAGCACUGUCCAGUGACCUGCUACCCUUUAGAAAUCUAUCAUAUCAUCAAACUCUACGAUCCUGAUAGUUGAGACUGAGACUACAUCGUCCAUAGUUAAGAAACGCCAGCGCUGUCCAGUGACCCCCUACCCUUCAGAACUCUAUCAUCUCAUAAAACUCUACCCUCCUGAAAGUUGAGACUGGGACUAUAGAUCUUCCAUAGUCCAGAAACACCAGUGCUGUCCAGUGAAAUGCUACCCUUUAGAACUCUAUCAUCUCGUUAAACUAUACCCUCCUGAUAGUUGAGACUCAGACUAGAUUGAGACUAUAGAUCUUUCAAAGUCUUCCACAAGGACAGCUAAUCAUAUUUAGUUUGAAAUAAAAAGAAAUGUGAUUAAGUGCUUUAUUUUGUAUUCAUGUGCAAUCUAUUACUUGCAAAAAUUUGAGAUCAAAUUAUUACUGAGAUAAAGUAGUAUAUUUUUAUGAUAUUUCUUUGAUUAAUAUUGUAACAUUUUACAAUGUUUUCAAAGUUUGAUUUGUGUAAUGAUAGUCUAAUUAGAAUAAGAACAGUAUUAUUUAUUUUAAAGUCAUAAAUCAUAGAGAUGAUUUUAAGUUUGGUGUUUGGUGAUGGUGAUGGUGUUAUGUCGAUCUUUACACCAGCCACUGCUGUAAACUUGUGAUUAGGAUGGUGCUAGGACUGAUAUUACUACAUCAUCACUCUACUCAACCACCAUUUGACGGUGUAGCAAGGUAAUGUGGAAGCCUGAUAUAUACUCUCAACACUACUGUAUGCCGGCCAAUGACUGCCAUAGUAAUAUUCUCGGCAUCGAUGAUGCUGUGAGUGCUUUAUAAAAUAUGAAUAAAAUACCUAAAUUUCAAUAAUCCCACUGCUCACCUUCAAUUCUGAAGCACUCAUGCUCCACCCAUUAAACUGAUAAACAAGUAGAACAUAAAUAGUACAUGUGCAGCAGAUAGACAAACAAGAAACUUGGUAAAUUCUUUUUUGUCUGCUCAAAUUAUCCCGUGUGGUGGGAAAUGCAUAUGUACAGCAGGCCUGCAUUACAUGGAAAGUUGUGAUAGACAUAAGUCUAUAAUCAUCUAUCUUAGUUAUCCUAAUAUUUACUUUACAGUCCAUAAUUUGUAGCAUUUUUGGUUUUGGAAAAUUGCAAUAUUGUCUCAAAAGAAUGCUUGAAGCGAGAGUAUUUUGUAAUAUUUUUACAAUAUAAUAAACCUCACUUGCACCUCAGAUUUUUUAAGAUUCUUGUUGCAAUUUGGUUUUUUCAUGGUGGUAAAAUGAGCAUUUGUUACUCGAUCUAUUAUGCAAUGGAACCCUAAAUGCUAACCAUGAGAUAUUUAUAACAGUGCUGUUAGCACUGUGUCACUUGUUGAUAUAUCAUAAUUAUGAUUGAUUUCAGAGCAAUCGUUAUACAUGUACUUCAAUUGAAUAUUAUAAAUUUGUUUAAUUGAGUGUUGAUUUACUAUAGUUUUGAUAGACUACUGGAAGAUUGAUUAACUGUAGGGUUCAUUAAUUGGUAGAUUGAUUGACUUGUAGGUUGAUUGAUUGGUUAAUUCACUGUUCGAAUGAUUGAUUGACUGAUGGGUUAAUUUAUUGAUUUGCUUAUUGAUUGAUUGGUUGAUUUACCAGAAGAUAAA